GGGGUGAAAAGAACAUGGUAGUUGGAAAAGGAGAGUAAAAACCGAAUAAACGACCCUCGUUUUAUGGUCACGGUGGAUCUCUCUGCUGAAGGCUGCGGAAAUGGCGAUGCAGACUGGGGUUUCAACUUCUAAAGUUCUCGUUCUCGUUGGAGCAGGGUUGACUGGUUCUGUGAUUUUGAGGAGCGGUCGGUUGUCUGAUGUAAUUUUACAACUUCAGGAAUUAAUUAAGGGUGUGAAUGAAGUAGAGAUUUCACCUAACCGGUACGAUUCUGCUCUUCUUGCAGCUCAGAUUCGACAGUUGGCUCAGGAGAUCAAGGAAUUGACAUUGUCCAAUCCUGUGACCAUUUUUAAUGGAAAUACUGAUUCCAGUGGUACUGGGAAAUUUGCAUCUUACAUUAUGCCGGCUGCUGCACUUGGGGCAAUGGGAUAUUGCUAUAUGUGGUGGAAGGGAUUGUCAUUUUCUGAUGUCAUGUUUGUUACAAAACGUAAUAUGGCCAAUGCUGUUGCAAAUGUGUCUAAGCAGUUGGAGCAAGUAUCUGCAGCUUUAGCUUCAACAAAACGGCAUCUGACCCUUAAGCUUGAGAACUUAGACGUAAAGAUGGAUGAGCAGAAGGAAACAUCAAAUCUUAUCAUGAAUGAGGUAAAUGAGGUGAAGUCGGAUCUUUCUCUUAUUGGAUUUGAUAUUGAAACAAUCCAGAAAAUGGUAUCUGGUCUGGAAGGAAAGAUUGGACUACUUGAAAGCAAACAGGAUAUUACUAAUUCUGGUCUCUGGUAUCUAUGUCAAUUUGCUGGAGGAAUUAAAGAAGGCCUCGGUGCUAAUCCUUUGCAGGAUGGUAGUGUUAAACCUUCACCAGAACGUGCUCCGUUGACCUUUGAAGAGAAAUCAUCGCUCAAGGGACUACAAGUCAUUGUUGAUACUCCUGAGGCAGGCAGGGUAAAUAAGUCAAAGAUUAGUGAAGUAAUACAAAAUGAUUGUGAUAUCAAGCCUAUCAAAAACGUCUCGAUGACAAAAACAAGAAUCCACAGGGAGUAUCUGAUUGGGAUUUCUUUGGCAAGGGAAAUAUGAGUUCUGCUUCGUAAAUUCAUUAUAUUUGAUUGCUUUUGUGAAUGAACCUGGCUUCUUCAUAUUUGAUUCUAUGGGUUUGCUCUGUAUUGGCCAGGGCUCAAUGAUGCCAUGAGGUCAAAUUGUCUGACCUUGUUUCUAUUUCCUCUCCACAAUAUGGGGAUGAAGUUUAUUGAUCUCAGGAGUGAUGCAAAUGCAUGUUGAGAAUAAGACACUAGCUUUGCUGUGGCCUUCAUGGCCUCAAUUCUUGUUGUUAUUGGUUUUAAUGAGCGCUGGUGUGUUAUAUGUUUUCAUCAAA
Molecule: messenger RNA, 1361 nt
Organism: Macadamia integrifolia
Lineage: Eukaryota; Viridiplantae; Streptophyta; Magnoliopsida; Proteales; Proteaceae
Exons: 12
Coding region: 101-1066 (321 amino acids)
Source: RefSeq, a predicted model, not a curated record